Molecule: messenger RNA, 1117 nt
Organism: Loxodonta africana (African savanna elephant)
Lineage: Eukaryota; Metazoa; Chordata; Mammalia; Proboscidea; Elephantidae
Product: olfactory receptor 51G2-like
Exons: 1
Biological process (GO): G protein-coupled receptor signaling pathway
Cellular component (GO): plasma membrane
Molecular function (GO): G protein-coupled receptor activity; olfactory receptor activity
Source: RefSeq, a predicted model, not a curated record
AAAAACGCAAAGUCAAAGUUUUACAUUUGUUUCUAAUACAAUGCUUUUCUUUUUAGGCAAGGCAUGCAGCCCUGGCAUGUUUUCUGUCAAUAACACCUGCUCCAUUUUCUCCACCUUCCUGGUGACAGGCAUCCCUGGGCUGGAAGCUCUUCACAUCUGGAUCUCCAUACCCUUCUGUGCCAUGUUCUUCAUUACCUUGGUGGGCAAUGUGACCAUCAUGAUGGUUAUAUGGAGGGAGCAGACCCUCCAUGUACCUAUGUACCUCUUCCUGGCCAUGCUAGCUGCCUCUGAUCUGGGUCUGUCUCUCUUCACCUUCCCCACAAUGCUAAGGAUCUUCUGGCUGGAUGCCCGAGAGUUGACUCUCUCUGCUUGCUUUACUCAAAUGUUCUUCAUUCACACCUUCCAAGAUUUUGAAUCAGCUGUCAUCCUGGCGAUGGCCUUUGACCGCUAUGUGGCCAUUUCUCGUCCAUUGCACUAUUCCUCCAUCCUCACUAAUAGCAUAAUUGCCAGGAUAGGUUUGGCCAUUUUUGUAUGAACCUUGACUGUACAGGCUCCUCCUCUCAUCCUUUUGAGGAGGCUGCGCUUCUGCCACUCCAAUGUCCUUUCCCAUUCCUACUGCCUACAUCCUGACAUCAUAAAGCUCUCCUGUUCCAACAAUAGAAUCAAUAGCAUCUUUGGAUUGUUUGUGGUACUUUCCACUAUGGGACUUGAUUUUCUCUUCAUUCUCCUUUCUUAUGUGCUGAUCCUGAAAACUGUGCUAAGCAUUGCAUUUCAUGGUGGCCGUCUCAAGGCCCUCAACACUUGCAUUUCCCACCUCUGUGCUGUGGUCUUGUUCUUCACCCCCAUGAUCUGCCUGUCUAUGUUACACCGCUUUGGCCCAAGGCUUCCAUCACACAUCUACGUUCUCAUGGCUAACAUGCACUUCCUCAUUCCUCCAGUGAUGAAUCCCAUUGUCUAUGUAGUGAAAACCAAGCAGAUACGAGAUAAAAUUCUGAAACUUUUCAUCAAAAAAGGAACUGGAGAAUCCCAAGUUGCAUUUAUAUCAUAAAAACAACAACAAAAAAAUACACUGUAGUUCAGUCGAUUCCUGCUCCCAGCAACCCUAUAGGGCAGAGUA